Molecule: messenger RNA, 2054 nt
Organism: Galeopterus variegatus (Sunda flying lemur)
Lineage: Eukaryota; Metazoa; Chordata; Mammalia; Dermoptera; Cynocephalidae
Product: Fanconi anemia group D2 protein-like
Exons: 18
Biological process (GO): double-strand break repair involved in meiotic recombination; homologous chromosome pairing at meiosis; mitotic intra-S DNA damage checkpoint signaling
Cellular component (GO): condensed chromosome; nucleus
Molecular function (GO): DNA polymerase binding
Source: RefSeq, a predicted model, not a curated record
GUUGUGAAUGCUUUCUGCAGUCAGACAUCACCUGAGAUGAAGGGGAAGGUGCUCACACGUUUAAAGCACAUUGUAGAACUGCAGAAAAUCCUGGAAAAGUAUAUUGUAGUCACUCCAGACUAUGUUCCUCCUCUUGCAAACUUUGACUUGGAAACUUUACAUAUAACACCUCAUACCAGUACUGCUAUUUCAACAAAAAUCAGAAAAAAAGGAAAGAUGGGAGGAAGGAAAAGAAAAGCAGAUGGCAGCAAAACAUCCUCCCCGGACACACUUUCAAAGGAGGAUUAUUCAGAACGUCAUGACCCUACACUGUGUGAUAGAAGCCAACUGGACAAGGAGUUCACAGGGAAGGAAGAAAAGACAUCAGUGUCACUACAGAAUUACCGUGCUUUCUUCCGAGAGCUGGACAUGGAGGUCUUCUCUAUUCUGCAUUGUGGGCUUGUGACCAAGUUCAUCUUAGAUACUGAAAUGCACACUGAAGCUACAGAAGUUGUACAGCUUGGGCCCCCUGAGCUGCUUUUCUUGCUGGAAGACCUCUCCCAGAAGGUAGAGAAUAUUCAGAAUAAAGGAAGUCGGAAUAUUGGAUUCUCACAUCUGCAUCAGAGAUCUGCCCAAGAAAUUGCUCAUUGUGUUGUUCAACUGUUGACCCCAAUGUGUAACCAUCUGGAGAACAUUCACAACUAUUUUCAGUGUUUAGCUGCUGAGAAUCAUGGUGUAGUUGAUAGACCAGCAGUCAAAGUUCAAGAGUACCACAUAAUAUCUUCUUGCUGUCAGAGGCUACUGCAGAUCUUUCAUGGGCUUUUUGCUUGGAAUGGAUUUUUUCAACCUGAAAAUUGUAAUUUACUGUACUCAGCCCUUGAGGUCCUCAGUAACCGACUGAAGGAGGGACAACGUAACCAGUCCUUGAAUGAACUGCUCAGCCAGAGCUUCCAUUACUUGCAGAAUUUCCAUCACAGCAUUCCCAGUUUCCAGUGUGCUCUUUAUCUCAUCAGACUUUUGAUUGUCAUCUGGGAGAAAUCUACAGCUCCAACUCAAAACAGAGAAAAAAUUGCUUCCUUGGCCAGACGGUUCCUCUGUCGGGUGUGGCCAAGAGGGGAGAAAGAGAAGAGCAACAUCUUUAAUGACCAGCUUCAUGCUUUGCUCUGCUGGCAUGAGAUUCAUGAAGAGAAGCUCCUCUACUGGAACAUGGCUGUUCGAGACUUCAGUAUUCUCAUCAACCUGAUAAAGGUCUUUGAUAGUCAUCCUGUUCUGCAUGCCUGUUUAAAGUAUGGACGUCUCUUUGUGGAAGCAUUUCUGAAGCAGUGUAUGCCACUUCUAGACUUCAGUUUUAGAAAACACCGGGAAGAUGUUCUGAGUUUACUGGAAACCUUCCAGUUGGACACGAGGCUCCUUCAUCACCUGUGUGGGCAUUCCAAGAUUCACCAGGACAUGAGACUCACCAAACACGUGCCUUUGCUCAAAAAGACCCUGGAACUGUUAGUUUGCAGAGUCAAAGCCAUGCUUAUCCUCAACAAUUGUAGAGAGGCUUUCUGGCUGGGCAAUCUCAAAAAUCGGGACUUGCAGGGUGAAGAGAUUAUGUCCCAGCAUUCCCAGGAGAGUACAGCAGAUGAGAGUGAGGAUGACAUGUCAUCCCAGGUCUCCAGGAGCAGAGCAACAGAGAAUGAUGAAGAAGAUGAAGCAAGUGCUGGAGAAAAGGAGCAAGAUAGUGAUGAGAGUGAUGGUGACUCCGAUUAGACCCCACAGAGACUGUUGCCCCCUUCCCAGAUCUCUGCCAGCCUCUUAACCAUUUUGUAUUCUGCUGUCUGCCUUUCUAACUGGAAGCAUCCUAUUUUGUCCUAAAAAGAGAGGGCUUUAUUUAAUUAACUUAAUUGUGGUAGAUUGUCUAAAUUGUUAAAGUCCCUGGCUCAAGAUUCCAGUGUAGCAUUAUUUAUUGGUUUGGAUAAACAUGGCAGUGCUAUGCUGCAGAGUAAAAAAUUUGAGUCGCGGGCCGGCCCGGUGGCGCACUGGAGAGUGUGCCGCUUGGAGUGCGGCAGCGCUCCCGCUGAGGGUUCGGA